CUUCACGAUAUCAAUUCACCACUAUCCCAUUCUCUUCUCGUGUAUUUAAUUAUGGACAAGAAAAAGUACGUGGUGUGAAUCUUGGAGGAUGCUGUAGAGUGAAUGCUCUUAAAUGGAUUACGCCAAGCCUUUUCGAACAAUUCGUUGGUGCCCCACAAGAAGCUGUAGAUGAAUACACGUUCACGCAGGUUUUGGGUCAUGACGAGGCCAAACGACAACUUCAAAAGCAUUGGUCGACAUGGGUCACUGAAAAAGAUAUAGAAACAUUAGCUUCUUAUGGAUUAAAUCAUCUGAGAAUACCCGUCGGUUAUUGGGCCUUUGAUAAGACGCCAGAGGAACCGUUUGUCAAGGGUGCUUUCAAAUAUUUGCAGAAAGCAGUCAGGUGGGCCAAGAAAUAUAAUUUAAAAGUUAUUCUCGAUUUACAUGGUGCACCGGGCUCCCAGAAUGGAUUCGACAAUAGCGGUAGGCGAGGUCCUGUCGGAUGGCAAACCAGUUCAGCGGAUAAUAUCCCACGUACCAUUAAAGCCGUUAAAAUUAUGACCGAAAAGUUUAAUAGCCCAGAAUUCAAAAAUACUGUUACCGCCAUCAACGUUCUUAAUGAGCCCGCCAGGCAAGUAGCUUAUCAUUCCUCUCUCUCAAAUUUAAAUAUAAAAAAUAAAAUAAAAAAUGUUAAUUUGUUUGUUAUCAUUUUGUAUAAUAGUUGGGGUGGUAACCAACUUAAUUUAACACAAAAAUUUUAUAAAGAUUCAUACAAAGUUAUUCGUCAUUUGAACAGUGAUAUUUUAGUUGUAUUUCAUACAGUAUUUUUACCUUUAAAAGCAUGGCAAACCUUCCUAAAUUCUUCAGAGUUCGAUCGAGUUGUGUUAGAUACUCAUAGUUAUGCAGUUUUUGACUACUCUUUAUUGGCUUUGAAUCCAGAACAGCGACUAUUGAAUUUUUCCUGUUCAAAUAAAGCAGACAUUACUUCUAAUCAAGGCAUUUGGACAUUGGUUGGAGAAUGGAGCCUUGCUAUAACCGAUUGCACAAAAUGGUUAAAUGGCUUUGGCCGUGGUGCUAGAUAUGAUGGAACUUAUGACAAAAAUCGUGGUCCUAUUUGUCCUAACUGCACGUGUCAAGGUGAAGGUAAUUAUUCGAAUUGGACGAAUGAUUAUAAAAAUUAUCUGAAACAAUAUGCGUCAGCUCAAAUGGAUGCUUAUGAAGCUGGUAUUGGUUGGAUUUUUUGGAAUUUUAAAGCAGAAAAUUCACCUCAUUGGGAUUUUAUGCUUGGAAUCAGAGAAGGUUGGAUCCCACGUACACCUGAGGAACGAGCAUAUACUUUAACCUUUUUAAAUAAAUUAUAUGUUGAUAAAAUGGAAUUAGACAAUAAUAUAUCAUCAAAUGUUUAUACAACUUCAAAAAAUGAAGAAAAGAAUGAAAAAUUAGUUCCAAAAUUUUGGGUCGAUAAAUAUAAAAAAGAAGCUUCAAAGAAUUGGGAUUUAUUUUAUAAAAGAAAUACCACUAAAUUUUUUAAAAAUCGUAAUUGGAUUGGACGUGAGUUUCCAGAACUUUCAUUUGAGAGUGAUCUCAAGCAAGAACGAAAAGUCAUCUUAGAAUUAGGUUGUGGAGUAGGAAACUUUAUGUUUCCGGUUUUAGAAUCAAAUCCUAAUUUCUUUAUUUACGGCUGUGAUUUUUCAAAACGUGCUAUCGAAUUCAAUCAUGAACAGUAUGAUAAUUCAAGAUGUCAUGCUUUUGUUUGCGAUUUAACAACUGAUAAUUUGAAAGACAAUAUACCAUCAGGAAAUAUAGACGUUGUUUCAUUAAUAUUUAUAUUGUCAGCUAUACCACCAGAAAAUCAUUACACUGUAAUUCGUAAUAUAUCAGAGGUUACAAAAAAAGGAUCAAUAAUAUGUUUUCGUGACUAUGCAAAAAAUGAUGAAACUGAAAUUAGAUUUUCAAGUAUAACAGCUCAGCAUAAAUUACAAGAAAAUUUAUACGUUAGACAAGAUGGAACAAUGUCUUAUUUUUUUACUCUUGAAUAUUUAAAGGAAAUAUUUGAAAAAAAUGGUUUCUUUGAAUUUUUUGACGGUGGUUAUGUCGCAAGAGAAACUGUUAAUAGAGCGAAGGAUUUAUGUGUUGAUAGGAAAUUUCUUCAGGCGAGAUUUAGGAGAUUGUGA
Molecule: messenger RNA, 2153 nt
Organism: Dentiscutata heterogama
Lineage: Eukaryota; Fungi; Glomeromycota; Glomeromycetes; Diversisporales; Gigasporaceae
Source: the annotation of a GenBank genome assembly